Molecule: messenger RNA, 4860 nt
Organism: Schistosoma rodhaini
Lineage: Eukaryota; Metazoa; Platyhelminthes; Trematoda; Strigeidida; Schistosomatidae
Source: the annotation of a GenBank genome assembly
AAUCAUGGAGGUAGUUGUUCUAUAUUCGAAAUCUCCGCCAUAGGAUGAAGAGGCAGCAUAGAGAGGAUUCGUCUUCUCGCAGCAAGAAGGCCCGUGCCCCUAGUAUAUCGGACGAAGAAGGUACUAACGGGUGCAUCAACUCUCCGAAGAAGUACAAAAGUCCUCCUCGAAAGGCUUUGUUGAGACGUCCUUCACGUGAAGACAGAUCAGUUGAUAAAUAUGACCAUCAUGGUUCGAGACAAACAUUCUUACUUCGACCUAAUCCCGCAGCAAAGUUUGUCAGUAGCAACAAUUCCAGCCGCUCAUUUAACCCUCACAGGUAAUUUAUAAGUGAUGUAUCUAGUUUGCGUGAGUUGUUCCGAGUACUCAAUCGUGUUAGUACCUGUUGCUAACACUUUGGAUUUCGGUCAUCAUUGUUCAUAUUUCAUGCCAUUACGUAUUUAUGUGGUUCACUCAUUUUGCAGUCGCUAUUGUAUCAUUUAUUUGUUAUUACAAUACCAAUGUCACUCAUAUUCAUCAUGCAUAGUACAUAAGUUUUGUCCUAAUUAUGGGUUUAAAUUUUUCUGUGGUGGAGCAUUUCUUAAGCAAUUAUGUCUUUUACUUAUGACAAUGGAGCAGAUUUCCGUCUUGUAGCAGCUACAGUUAUUCUUGUCGGAGUGAUGGAUAUUAACGGUCCAUACAUUAAAUGCAUUUAAAAUUGCUCAAAUAACAUCUUGUUACUUCAAUUCGUAAUGGAGAGGAGCAAAUUGCAUUUCAUAUAUAUUAAAUUGAGAUAUCGGAAUGAUAUGUCCUCGUCCACAUUCAGGCUUUUUAAUUCUAAAAAUCGAGAAAAUAUUUCGGGCAUUUAAAUUGUCGUUAACUCGACCAUGUUUGCUAAAAUGCGUCCGCCUAAGUGUAGGCCACAUUCGUCAGAAAUGAAGCUUUUUGUCAUAUAAAAUCUUUUAAUUAAAAUGAAUCUAUCAAGUUUUCUUAAUGAGAUUGUUCCAGCUGAACAUAUGAUCAUGAAAACCUACAUUCUUAUGCUAUCACUCAUAUGAAAUGCUUUUCCUGCAUUUAUCUCAACUAAUCUGCACAGUUGUCCGAAUCGACUUAAGGCAUUUGCAAUAUCAUUUGAAAUUAUUCAGUAUCUAAUGUCCACCUCGUAUUGCUGGUCCAGUUUAGUUAACAAGUAAUUUCAUAGAUAGUCGCAAUUUUAGUGAAGAAUAAAUAAAAUGUAUCUCAGCAAAAUAAUGUGCACAUGGUGUCCAGAAGUACUAAGAUUAUAACUGAUUUUUUUAAAUGAUCGACGAAAGUUCUGUAAGAAACAUCAGAAUUCAAAAGAUGCACUUAUAACAUCUGGAGAAUAUUUUGGUUGUCCAGUUUCAGUAAGUUCAUUUAUGGUAAUUUUGUAAUUUGUUCAAUACGCAGUUAAUUCAUACUCUUUGCUUGGAAACAAGUUAUAAAAGCAUUAAAGUGUCUAGUCAACUAACCUUUCACUUCCAUUCGUUGCCACUAUUAAUCUGUAUCUCAUUCACUGAACUAAACCCUUAGCACAUCUAUAUGUCCCGCUGUGGUUUUUGUUAGGACUCAUCACAAGGCUGGUGGUAAUGUUUCGUCAAACCACUUCAGUUUCAUGAACCACCACUGGUCGUUUUCAUGUGUUCACUUGUCGGAUUUUACCAAGACAAAGUAAACUAUUAUUCCUAUUAAAUAGUCGAGUUACUAAUAAGUUAUGAAUGAAGUUGUUAAUAUAAUAAUGAGCUAAAUAUUGUUUCAUUGUAUAUGCUUUAGUAUAGUGAUGAAACAUCUAGUUUGUCCUUUAUUAAUCAGUACCACGAAGCGUAGGGAGCAUAUCCAAGUUUGACGAAAUCAUUAAACAUAAGAAAAUGGAAUUCACAAUAUUAUCCCAAACACUUCAGUAGCACAAUGAUUUUAUAAGAACUUUUGUUAAGAUUUGAACGACCAGUUAUGAAGGAUAAUAAUAAGAAGUCAUACUCCUAGGAAUCUCCGCUACCAGAAUUUUAGUUGACAGUGUGGUCACUCAUCAAAGUCUGACUAGCGCUUCCAAUCUACUGAAACUCCAAUCACUAGUUUUACAACUAUUCCUUAAGUGAUGCAGUGAUUUGUGUGCUUUUUGAAUGCCUUAACUUAUCUGACUAGGUUAUUUCAAUAAAUACAGUUCUGGAGGAAUUCCUCUUAGUGUUUAAUUGUUGUUUUGUGGGAAUGUAUUCGUUUGUGACACAACUUAAAUUAACAACUAUGACUGACUGACAAUAUAGAGCGUCAGGAUCUCCGUUCUUAGAAGAGUGUUUCCUAGAAAAUACCAAUUGGUAUGAAGUUAUCUGGAGAUUUUGUUGUACUGAGAAUAUAAAGGCAGAUCUUCAAAGUUAUGUUACAACUGUAUCAUUUUGAUUCGAUCGGAUGAUUCAAUUCUACAUGACACUGUUUGAAACGCGAAUAGUGCAUGGAAUGUACGUUUCACCAUUGUUUUAAAGUCAGUACUAUUGGGGAUUUCAGAAGUCAAACUUUACAAAAUUGUCGGAAAUAGGUAAAGUUAAAUGAAUAUUCAAGUUCAAAGAAAUCCUACGUGCCAUCAAGUGAUCGACUAUCUAGUCAUUCGUCAAAGUCCUUGGUUAAUUCUUCUGGUCGAGUCAAUCCUAUGUUGGCAGCAAGUCUUGCAUCAUCAGGAAAAUUACCAAACCUUCCAAUUCCUCUUGGGUCCAAACGGGGUUCAUCUGCAACGGUUGCGGCCGUAGCCGCAGCUGCGAUGAACGCAGCCGCAAUGGCUGCAGCAUUAGGUGCUGGGGGUGUAAUAUCAAGCAAACAAAUGUCACACAUAACCAAAGCACUGGCAUCUGCUACUCGGACUGGCCGUGAUCGCCAUGAUUCAUCGUCACACAGACCUCCCCGGAGUUCCAGCGAUAGGUAUACAGGUGAGGAUUCAAGAAGCAGUCGUCGAAAAACAACUAGUAAGGAAAAAGAUAUGCUUAGCAUUUUCAAUGCUCGUUACGCUCGUCCAGUAGAACAUCGCAAUCCCGAAGAUGAUCCUAAUGCAACAAGAACAUUAUUUCUGGGUAAUUUGCCACCAGAUGUCGAGGAACCUGAACUGAGAAAGCUUUUUGAACGUUAUGGUAUAAUUGAAGAUAUUGAUAUUAAGCGCCGUGAACUAGAAACUGGAGCAACCGCAUUCGCUUUUGUUCGAUAUCUUAGUCUAGACAUGGCACACCGUGCAAAAGUUAAUUUAUCUGGACAAAUGAUCGGUGAAUACAGAUUCAAAAUUGGUUACGGAAAAGUUAUUCCUACACGAUGCCUAUGGGUUGGUGGAUUGGGUCCAUGGACGAAUUAUCCUGAGUUCGCAACCCUUGUUAAUAGUAUCAGCGCACCUGAGAAAAUCAUCUGGCCGUCUGGUAAAAACUAUGCCCAUAUUCUUUAUUGUGAUAGCGAGUCGGCUGCUAUUGCAGCUGAUCUUUUACGUGGAUAUCCGUUAGGAAAAAGUCAUAAACGGAUCCGAGUGGACUUUACUGAUGAGUCACAUAUGUUUAGAGAUCCUAAUUGGAAACGGCUUAAAAGAAAUUCGUCCACAGAAUCAAGUCCCAGACAUUACUCACCCAGAAGAUCACUGACACCUCGAGCAAAACGUGAAGAUUCUUUUUCAGACAAUGCCUACUCUCGUAAUAAUCAUUACUCAAAAUAUAAACGCGACCGAAAGACGUAUGCUGAUAGUGACCGGAGUCGUUCUGCUUCGUCAAGUCAUAGGCGAGAAUCUGGCCAUAGAUCUAGAAAAGCUACACAUGAAAGGGCGCCUAAACGUAGUCUAAGAGAUCACUCACUGAGUCCUGAGGCUGACUCGACGCGUUUUGUUUCGCGUUCUCCUUCGUCAUCGAGAUCUCGCAGAUAUUCAUCUUCUUCCUCGAGAUCACCUACAUUAGAAACAUCCACAAACGUAGAGCAGUUAGCAUCUUGCCUUCCUUCGGCAUGGGAUGGGUCGUUUUAUCUAAAGUCGAGCAGUUUUCAGUGCCAAAUGCAUAUUUUGAGGGGUGACAGAAGCCUUGUCGAUCAGUUCAUGUAUCAGGGAUUCAAUUCAGAAGCAUCUGCGCAUUCGAACGAAACUCGGCAUGCAGGUAAAAAGUCGAACAAAGAUAAACAUACAUCAUUAGAUGACAUUGAUUCUAGUGAAUCUCAGGAUGAUGCACAUGGUAGCGCUAAAAGUAGUUGUACAAACAAAGACCAGGUAGUUUGUUUACGUAUUACUCAACGAAUGAGACUAGAUCCAGUGAAGUUAGAUGAUGUGAAUCAGCGCAUUCAGACAGCCGGUUCCUCUGGGUAUUGCAUUCUUUUGGCUGUACCUCCACAUUCGGUUUCAUGCAGUGAAGUUGGAGAUGGCGAUAAGCAACCGCAAAGACCGCUUCGAAAUUUAAUUGGAUAUUUACGUGCAAAAGACUCCGCAGGAGUGGUUCUUUUAAAUCCUGGUGGCCAAAACUCGAACGAUUCUUCUUCCCCUUUAACUACAGAAACUACAUCUGGGGUGCUGUAUGCAUUUCCACCCUGUGAUUUUGCUUUGAAUCUAUUGCGUGAAAGCGCUCCUCAGCUAGAGAAAGAUUAUGGUAAAGAUGAUUACCUAGCUAUAAUACUAAUUCGUGGGGCCGGAGUUGUGUAGACAAUACCCAAAGAACCAAGCUUCCAAAUGAACUUCUGUUGGCAACAAUGUUACUCGCUAAUGCGCCCUUACUUUGUUUUCUGUGCGAAAAAACUAACUUUUCUUACUAGUGUCAAGCUUCAUUAUGUUACACCUCCUAAAAGAGCAUUUACAAAAAAGACGUUUGUUUCUGUACUUGUUGUAUUUCAGAAGAAUCAGUGGAAUUAAUACAUAUAAUAUUCUUU